Molecule: messenger RNA, 2565 nt
Organism: Dinoponera quadriceps
Lineage: Eukaryota; Metazoa; Arthropoda; Insecta; Hymenoptera; Formicidae
Exons: 10
Coding region: 693-2489 (598 amino acids)
Biological process (GO): monocarboxylic acid transport; transmembrane transport
Molecular function (GO): monocarboxylic acid transmembrane transporter activity
Source: RefSeq, a predicted model, not a curated record
CUUUUAUCAUUGCCCGAGGUAGAUUGCGAUAAAGCUGUAUCGAACAUUGAACAUCGUGCGAUUUCGCAUUCAUGUAUUAUAAUUGUCGGUGCAUCAGUGUCAGGACGAUCGCAUCAACACACUCAGGAAAGCCUGUGAAGAAGAGAAGCGUUCACCGAUAUGCGGAUUAUGUAACAGUAUUUGCAACUUUAUACGCAAACAGUGCGGUACUCGAUCGUAUGAGAUUCCUUUUGUGAAACAUUUUCAAGUAGCUUAACCGCAAACCGGUUAGGUUAGACAAUAGUUGUGUAAUAUUGCAAAAUUCGCUGAUUCAUCGAAUGUAAAUUAAAAUCGAUUCUAAUGCCACGAUUAAAACCGCAGAUAACGCAUGCUCUCCGACAAGAUUGUUAGGUAAUGGAUUCCGCGAUUGUUCGAUAACGAUUUUGCGAUUGAUUUUAAAGCGCGGGGAGAUCAUCGUGAAAUAUCGUACCAUAGGAAAUUUAUUGACCCGUGAAACGACCGGUGACUGUGCAAAUAAUCAAAGCAAAGGUGGAAGUGAGACGUAUGGAAUACCCGUUUGAAAUAAGGGUGAAAUAUUCAUAGCAUUCCACCUGAGACAAUUCGAACAUCGUGCCUGGAACAUUUAAUUCACGCUGUGCCGAAGUUCACUCAGGAAUUAUAUACUACGAGAGUGCCUAGCGUUCACUGCCAAAAUGACUACGCGAGUACCGCCGAACGGAGGAUGGGGAUGGAUGAUUGUCUUGGCUUUUGCGUUAAGCAAUCUGUCGACUAUAUCGGUGAUGCAAGCGUUCGGAUUGGUGUUCAAGGAUUCCUUCGCCAAGCUCAAUCUCACUGCGACUGACACGGCGGUCAUAAUUAACGUGAAUUUCGCGUUCGGCAUGAUAUUCGGCCUGUUCAAUGGACCCCUCCUGAAGACCUACGGUUACCGAAAAGUGUCGAUGUUCGGCUCCCUUCUGUACACGGGCGGGAUGAUGAUGACGGCGUUCGCCAACAACUUCACCCUCAUUAUCAUUUCUUACGGGAUACUGACCUCUCUCGGCAUGGGAAUGUCGAUGUCCGGAUUUUCCCUGGCAAUAAAUUCCUACUUCACCACGAAACGGACACGAGCAAUGGCCCUGGCCGUGACUAUCACGGGACUCGGGCCGAUUGUCAUGCCCCAAGUGACGUCCUUCUUAUUGUCGACUUACGGCAUUCAGGGAACGAUCUUGUUGUUUGGCGCUUAUAGUCUGCAUUCGGCGGUGGGCGCUUUGUUGUUACAACCGCUUAAGUGGCACAAAAAAAGCGAGCCUCUCUCCUUAGAAACGGUCACUAAAACACCCGACAUUUUGAACAAUACCGAAGAUACGUCAAACGUUAACGCGGAAGAGGAGACAAUAUUGCAACCUUCGAGAUCGAUAGCAAACAAUUAUCAGAUGAAAAGAAAAAUAUCAACCAUCGAUCACGAUAGCGAGGUCGGAAGUAUCUAUGGAUUCGAUACACCACUACCUCGGCAAACUUCUGUAGAGACUAGAGCAAACGCGUCAUAUGACACGAAUUACGACAUCGAGAUGUCGAUAAUGAACGGGACAUCGAUGACGAGUUUACAUGGCAGCCGCAAAUAUUUGAAUGGUGCAAUGGUUCCAUGGUGGAAUUCGACGAAAAGUGUGAAUAGCAUCAACCUCGGUAGCAGUAUAAAGAUUUUCGAGGAGCCCGUGCCGAUAACGAAAAAACUGACCUUCAUCGAUGUCAACGACGCGAAUGGUAUUUGUCAGAACAACGUGGAAAAAGACUCGCUGAUCGAGAAAAAGGCAGAUACCGGUUCGACCAUAGUAGACGACGACAACGAUAAUAACGAGAAAAAAUCCGUCGUCUGGCGAUUUCUGCGGUGGCUAGCUUCCAUGUACGAUCUCGAUCUGCUGCGCGACCCGAUCUACGUGAACAUGAUGAUCGGGAUGUCAGUGGCGAUUUUCGCGGAGGCGAACUUCUCGCUACUGACACCGUUCAUUCUCGCUGACAUGAACAUGUCGACGCCGCAAAUUGCCAGCGCCAUGAGCCUCAUCGCGUUGAGUGAUCUCCUUAGCAGAGGCGCGUCUCCUUUCCUGGGGGAGUGGCUCCAUCAGCCGGCCAGAAUGAUGUACCUGCUCAGCCUGUGCCUUCUCAUAAUUAGCCGAAGCUCGCUGCUCUUCACGAACAGCUUAACCACGGUGCUGAUCGUGACGGUCGGUCUGGGAGUGGCGAAAGGAGUCCGGUCGGUUUACAUGGUCCUGGUGAUUCCCAGUUACGUGCCCAUCGAAAAGUUACCCAGCGCCUCGGGCAUUCAGAUGUUGACCAACGGAGUGAUCCUCACAUGUGUCGGCCCCUUAGUUGGUUUGAUACGAGACAAAACCGGGAGCUACACACCCUGCAUCAUCCUGGUCAAUUGCGUGACCGCCGUCACGGUGAUUAUGUGGCUGACGGAGAUCGUCAUUCUGAAGAGAAUCGCACGGCGAAAAUCGAGAUCGCCCACAUGAUUAUAACAUAAUACAUAAAACACACACACACACACCAAAUAACUAUAUGCCUCUGUAAAUAAAUUAUUUACAACGA